AUGGCAGUAGUUGAUGAGGUGGAGGAGGAGAGUGGAGAGGGCGGCUCCACCCCCAGGCAGGGUGGCGUCAAAAGGAAGGCCCACUCAGGAAGGCGUCACGAACAAGAGCCCCGCCGGAAACGCACCAAAGACAGUUCAGGUUCCGUUUACGAGGCACUCUUCUUGAGGGGUGAAGGCAGUGACGUGCAGAUCCGCGCACUAGGGGCCGUGUGGAACUUGCACAGGGUCUACUUGUGCCAGUCAGGCUACUUCGCUAGCAUGUUCAGUGGUGCUUGGAGGGAAUCAACCAUGAAUACCGUAGAGUUGCAAAUGCCUGACGACAACAUUGAUCGUGAGGCACUGCACGAGGCUUUAGGCUCUCUGUACAAUGACUCCGUGCUCAUUCAGCCCAGCCGAGUCGUCCCGAUCCUGGCCGCGGCCAGCAUGCUGCAGCUCGACGAGCUGAUUCAACAGUGUGGGGAGAUCAUGGAGGAAACGGUUAGUGUCCAUACCGUAUGCAGCUACUACUACUCUGCCGGGAGCUACGGCCUCCCAAGCAUCAGGACCAUGUGCUUUCAGUGGCUGCUGCACAACCUGAUGACUCACCGUGGUGAGGAACUAAUUCGAGAAAUCAGCCUGGAUAUCAUGGAAGAGCUCAUUGUCUCUUCGGAGCUCGUAGUGAUAGAAGUGGAGAUGGAUGUGUACACAAUGCUGAAAAACUGCAGCCGGCAUGGAGGGGCCCCCGCAGAGCCUUAUUGCCCGACGCCCACCUUGUGGUUUGCUAGGUCCAAGAGGGAGUUGGAUGGCACCCCUUUCUUGGAGACCCCGCAGGGCAGAGCCUUCGUGCCAGUGUUCCGGCACCUGCGGCUGGCCUACAUAGUCUGUGACCUGCCAUCAGCACGCAUCAUUGACCAGGAUGCACUGAUCCCGGCCACGUGGCUGACCCCAGUGUACAAAGACCAGUGGCUUGCCCUCCUCAAGGCUGAGCAAACCAGGGGGCCCAGGCGUGUUGAGGUCCACGUGUCCAACUUCCAGAGGAACAGCAUGCGGUGCGGGCACCAGGUCCACAGGGAAGAGACAUGCAGCUGGCGGUGGGCAGGCUUCAACUUUAGCUGGGACUUGGUAGUGUGCUACUCCAACCGGCGCGUCACCUUCAGGCGCAGUGCACUGAACGAUCCCCACGGCCUCGGGGGCAGCUUACUCUGGCAGGGAAAGAUUGCCUUCCGCCUGUGCCUGGUUUCCCUGGACAGGGCUGGAAGAACCGUUCUCAGGCAGGACACAGAAUACCAGGUGCUUUCCCUGGGAAAAGAUGAAGAGCUAGAGGUAGCGAGCCUGGAGAACCAAGAUGUGGUCUUCCCCAUAUAUGUGGCCUGUAACUUCCUGCGCCUCCCCAGAGAGAGGUCCUACCAAGAGUAA
Molecule: messenger RNA, 1395 nt
Organism: Myotis lucifugus (little brown bat)
Lineage: Eukaryota; Metazoa; Chordata; Mammalia; Chiroptera; Vespertilionidae
Product: germ cell-less protein-like 1
Exons: 2
Coding region: 1-1395 (464 amino acids)
Biological process (GO): germ cell development
Cellular component (GO): nucleus
Molecular function (GO): protein binding
Source: RefSeq, a predicted model, not a curated record